CUUCAAUAAAUCAAUACAUUUAACAAAAGACAAACUUCAUUUUCCCACUAGUGGGGCAAAUUAAACCAUUAUUAAUUUAAAGGAUUGUGUUAUCAACAUUAACAGAAAAGUGUUUGUAUUAUCAUGGGAAUAUGAAUAUGCUCAUUUCAUAUUAUAAGAUACGUAAAUUAUUUUGUAAUUCAUUUAAUUUAUUGAAAUCUGGUAAACUAUCUUAGAAAAAUGAUUCUCCUGGGAAACUUAUUGAUCUAAUAUAGCAACUCAGAUAUUUUGUUUUUAUUUUGAUUUCGAUCGAGAAUCAAGAUUCGAACACGGAAGUAGUUGGUUUCUUGUUGUUGACGCUUGCAUUGCGAAACAUGUCCUUUUGCUUAAUUAAAAAUAUAAAAUAUGUUUAAAUUAUGGUGAAUGAUACAUUGACUCCAUGAUACGGCAAGUUAAUCCAAAAUAUGGCUUCGAGGGGAGAAAAAGCGAAUGGAAAUGGCGAGGAGCAGAUCGUCGAGACAUUGGCGGAGGUGUUCCGGUGCUUCAUCUGUAUGGAGAAGCUGGUGGAUGCACAUCUGUGUCCUCAUUGUUCGAAACUCUGUUGCUACGGUUGUGUGCGACGAUGGCUAACGGAGCAGAGAUCCCAGUGUCCACAUUGUCGUGCCGCUCUGCACCUCCAUGAGCUCGUGAACUGUCGUUGGGUAGAAGAAGUUACACAGCAAAUCGAAACUAUGCAACAAACAAAUUCCGCUUGUCAAAGGGAAAGUUUUCGCGACAGGUGUCCGACACAUCAGGAGAGGCUAACUGUCUACUGCUGGACAUGUCGGCGCUGUAUAUGUCAUCAGUGUGCUUUAUGGGGUGGCACACAUUCGGGCCACACAUUUAAACCAUUGGAAGAAGUGUAUGAGCAACAUGUAACUCAGAUAAGAGACGAAGUAGCCCAGCUGCGACGUAGACUGAUGGAGCUCAUAAGUCUAGUACAGGAUGUGGAACGUAAUGUCGAAUCCGUGCGCGCUGCGAAGGACGAGCGUGUACGUGAGAUUCGAAACGCCGUGGAACUCAUGAUUUCGAGACUCGACUCCGCGCUUAAAGCGAAGCUGUUGACUCUGAUGGGUCAGAAGAAUGGCCUCACCCAAGAGACAGAGCAGCUCGAGCAUCUCCUGCAGGAGAUUGAGCACCAAUUACAUUCCAGCACUAGAUCUGAACUGAUAGCGAAGAGCAUGGAUUUGUCAAAAAUGAUUCAUCAAGUGCGGAGGAAACCGAUGGCUAGUUUCGUCUCCGCGCCCGUACCGGCCGAUUUCCAUAGCGAGAUCGUGCCGAGCUACGACAGCAGCACGUUCCCGCUGGGCGGCUUCACGCAGCUGCAGCACGCGGCGGCGCCCGUGUACUCGGCGCCGCUGCACGUCAACGGGCUGUGCUGGCGCCUCAAGGUGUACCCCGACGGCAACGGCGUCGUGCGCGGGAACUACCUGUCCGUGUUCCUCGAGCUCAGCGCCGGCCUGCCCGAGACCUCCAAGGUAGGCAAGAGGUACGAGUACCGAGUGGAGAUGCUGCACCAGGUGUCGCGCGACCCGUCCAAGAACAUCGUGCGCGAGUUCGCGUCCGACUUCGAGGUGGGCGAGUGUUGGGGCUACAACCGCUUCUUCCGCCUCGACCUGCUCGCCAGCGAGGGCUACCUCAACCCCGACACAGAUACACUCAUUUUGAGGUUCCAAGUUCGCCCGCCUACGUUUUAUCAGCGAUGUCGCGAUCAGCAGUGGUAUAUCAACCAGCUGAUUACAAUGCAGAAUCAGCACAUUCUGCAGAUUAAUGAUCUCAAGGAGCGCUUGACACUGGAGAUGUCCCGCAACUCGAUGGCGGCGACGCGCGCGAGCCCGCCGGGCGCCGUAACGUCACCGGCGGCGGCCGGCGCGGGGGAGGACAACCCGUCGCAGAACAACCCCGUGGACGGGAACGGCCUCACCGAUCCGAUCGUCUUCGGGAACCAGUGGAAGUUCAACACGCCGCAAACCAUUCUUAACGGACAGCGGCUGACUAGCCCGGGCAUCCUGAACACGGCCAUGUACGAGGAGGCGGGCGCGGGGAGCGCGGGCGGCGCGGGCGGCGUGUGCUGCGCCGAGUUCGCGGCCGAGCGCGCGCGCAGCUCCGCGCAGCACGCGCUGGACUCGCCCUACAACAUGCCGUCCACGUCCAGGUCCGCGAGCUCUCUGCAGGGUGCAGAUAACUUAGCGCUGGUGAGCCUUCACACGCUUUUGAGUGCGACCGCGCCCGCUCGUCCCAUACGACCCCGAGUGCGCCUCGACAGACCUGCAGAGUCGCCGCUCGUCGCAGUGGCAAGUACACCCGUGACAGAAGCGAGCACCACUAGUACUACUGUAUUAUGUUCGUCGUUAUCGUCUCCAGAGCUGAACGGCACCACCAGCACCAACGGUGAAGCAGGAGCAGCGAAGCCCGAAGACUCUGCCGGAGGCUCCACUAGCCCUCAACCAGUUGUGACACAACCCGUUUCCGAAUCGAGCAGUGACACCGGAGAUCUCAUGUUCAGUGAGUUGGAUGGUUUCGUGGAUGAAAACAACACAAAUCACACCGAUGAGAUCUCCAACGAGGAAAACGACGUCGACGAAGAAACUAUGUCAGGAGAGAAUGACAUAGAAGGUGCGUGCGGUGGACGUUCCAACGACGCGGGCGACAUCCUCAGCCGACUGCUGUGCGCCGUGCACGGGCGCGGGGUCACGCCGGCGGGCAGCGACGGGCCCUUGUCGCCCGCGCACGCCACUCCGCACGUGUCCGCGCACACCACUGCGCACACGCCCUCGCACCCGCACUUGUCCUCGCACUCCACCGCGCACGCCCCCCCGCAGGGACCCCACCACUCGUUCUUGCAUCUGCCCGCCACCCUGCCCACACCAGCGCGGCACGACGACCCGCAGUUCUCCACCUCCGCUCACACCGACAUGCUGCUGCUCAACCUCAUGCGCAUCAACGGCCUGACGCCCAAGUGCCCGAAGAGCUCGCGGACCGGGCCGAAGCGCAACUGGUCCACGUCGUCGCAGGGCGAGGCCCCGUCGCGGCCGGCGGGCGGCGCGCAGCCCCGCGCGACCCGCCCCGCGCGCCGCCCGCCCCGCGCGCCCCGCAACCCGCCGCUGUCGCCCGGGCAGCUGCAGCGGGACCUGCCUCCGAGCAUGGGCUGGGCGGGCGCGGCGAGCGGCAUGGUGGGCGCGGGCGCCAGCGCGCUGCGCGAGUGCUACUGGCCGUCCGCCUCCUCGCUCAGCGACACCGACGACGUCGAGGUCAUUCUCGACUACAACGACACACUAUUCGACAUGCUGUUGAACAGCCUGUCUCUAGAGGGCGGAAGCGUUGCUGAAUGCGAUGAGGCGCCUCCAGUGCAGCCUUGGAGCCCCGCCCGCGAACCACGUAACGAUUGAUUCGUGCGGCGACAACAUCCGCACCAACCACCACACCGACAUGACCAGCACUAUCCGCACUAAGCGCACUACCGGCUGGAAACCACGCCCUAACAAGACGAAUACCACUGCGAGUACCAUCACUAAAUAUUGACAGCUUUUAAAAAGUUCUAUUUCAAUGUUAUUCGUUUUAAUCCUACUACAAUAAACAAAUUAUAAAAUUAUAAUUUGACAGAAUAAUAAUUA
Vanessa tameamea is the source of this 3632-nucleotide messenger RNA. Its product is annotated as E3 ubiquitin-protein ligase TRIM37-like. Gene Ontology annotation, biological process: protein autoubiquitination; negative regulation of centriole replication. Gene Ontology annotation, cellular component: aggresome; peroxisome. Bases 444 to 3407 code for a protein of 987 amino acids. The transcript has 18 exons. Gene Ontology annotation, molecular function: ubiquitin protein ligase binding; zinc ion binding; tumor necrosis factor receptor binding. NCBI's taxonomy places the organism in Eukaryota, Metazoa, Arthropoda, Insecta, Lepidoptera, Nymphalidae. The record is from RefSeq and is a predicted model, not a curated record.